UGUAGCCACAGCUGUGAGGAAGCAUCUGUAAGGAAGCAGCUGUAAGGAAGCAGCUGUGAGGAAGCAGUGUGUGGACACAGAUGAAGGCUGGCUCCUGAGCUGCUCUGGUGUUGUGUGUUGUGGAAGUGGUGUGUUGGUGAAUCAGCACACAGUCUGCGUUUCACACCGAGCUGCUGCUGCUGCUGCUGCUGCUGAGGAUCCUGAGCUGCUCAGCCUCUAAUCCGUCAAGCUUCUCCUUCUGCUGCAGGAUUAUUUCAUGACUGCUGAACACAGACACUUGUGAAGGAUUCGGCUUUGCUGUGCUGGAAGAGAAGCUCAGGAGCCAUGGAGAAGGUCUUCAUUCUGCUCAGCGUAACCCUCCUGGCCGCAGGUAUUCGUGGUCAGACGCAGAGCUCUGACGUGCAGGAGCUGGCCAGCCGGAGCACAGACUUCGCCACGGCGCUGUACCGCAAGAUUGCUAGCAUGAGCGAUGAUAACUUUGCGAUCUCGCCUUUAGCAGCCGCUCUGAGCCUGGCGUCUCUGGCAGCAGGAGCUGGAGAGAGCACAAGCAAAGAGCUGCUGCAAACACUAAACCUGGCUCCUAUGGAGAGAGACGGAGAACCGGAUCAGAUCCCCACGUUGCUGCAGCAGAUGAGGGAAGCUGUAGCUCAGACUGUAGCGACGGGUCUGUUUAUCAGCCAGCAGGUCCAGGUCGAGUCCAGCUUCAGCAGCCAGGUGAAGAAGUUCUACAGCGCAGAUGUGAAGAGUGUUGAGUUCUCCAACACACAGGCCACUAAAGCCAUCAUCAAUGAGUACGUUACAGGCAGCACCGGGAACAAGAUCAGGGAGGUGCUGGACGCCGUGGAUCCUCAAAGCCAGCUCAUGCUCAUCAGUGCCGCAUAUUUUACAGGCCAGUGGAAGCUCCCGUUCAAUGCCACCUUCACUCAGGAGGAGCGCUUCUAUGUUGAUAAGUACCACAUCGUCCAGGUGCCUAUGAUGAUCCGCUCAGAUAAAUACUACCUGGCGUAUGACCCGUCUCUGAAGGUGGGCAUUCUGAAGCUGCCGUGCACUGACGGUACCGCCAUGCUGGUCCUCCUGCCGGAUGAAGACGUAGAUUACACGUCUGUGGAUGAAGCCCUGACUGCUGAAGUGUUCCUCAGAUGGGUAGCAAAGCUGAAGAAAACGAAGUUAGAGGUCCUGUUGCCCAGGUUCUCCGUGGAGUACUCCUUCUCUCUGAAGAAAAGCCUUCCCAGUCUGGGCUUUACCAAAUUCCAGGAUAAUAGCGCAGAUCUGUCAGGAAUCAGCAAAACCUCUGAGCUGAAAGUGUCUGAGGCAACGCAGAAGGUCCUGGUGGAAGUGGACGAGCGAGGAAGCUCGGCCGCUCCGUCCUCCAGCAGCCUCCUCAUGGAGACUCUUCCUCCGAGGCUCACCUUCAAUCGGCCCUUCCUGUUUCUCAUCUAUCACGAGGCCACUAAAAGCCUGCUGCACAUGGGCCGUGUGAUCGACCCCACUAAGAAGUAGUCAUGUUUGCAUUCAUGCAUCACCUGAAACAUAUUUAGCGUACCCUUUCGUCUGUGCACUGAUUAGAAUAACUGGAAUCUGCAUUGUACAAAAGCUUACGUCUGUAUGUACUGUAACACGCUAAACAGUUAUCUACAUGGAGUAAUUAAUCGUUAUUAAUAUCAAUGCUUACUCGUCAAGCUAACUUUAUAUGUUACUAUCUAAUUCACCUGUAUUAAAGUCAUAUUUAACCCUUAUACCACAGUGCUUCUAAUUCUGGAUUCUGAUUGGUCAGAAGCUAGCAGCAGCUUUUAUAUUAAUGCGCUUGUUCUAAUACAUUACCGUUUCUAUAGUUACAGCUCAUACACAGGGUCAUGUAGGUGGAUGAUCUACAUAAACAGAUGAAAAAACGUGUGUAUUUGUAGACAUGGUGAAGUUUUAUGUAACAUUGAUGGAAGGAAGGAGUCUCCAGUGUCAGCGCUUUGUUACAGUCAGACUUAGAGCUGUAACUUUAAGCUUUCCAACAUGGUCAGGACAGAGGAGUUUACGCUUCUUUGUGGUUUCUCAGUAACGAACAAGCUGCAUUUUUUUCUCGUAUUAACUUCAAAAGAGAAAAGGAUAACAUUAGAUAUGACGUGUCAUUCUUUAAUAAAUCAAAAUUGCAAUUGUUAGCUGAUACCUGUGGUAUAAGAGGAAUAAAACACUAGGGGAAAUGCAGUAACAGUAACUCUGCUUCCUCACACCAUCCUGUCAUGUUUUAUUCCUUACUGCUGAUGUUAUGUACAGCGGUUGUCUUUAAACGUGCUUUAUAAAUAAAAUUUGACUUGACUUGA
This is a messenger RNA of Pangasianodon hypophthalmus (striped catfish), 2312 nucleotides long. RefSeq names its product serpin peptidase inhibitor, clade A (alpha-1 antiproteinase, antitrypsin), member 10a (gene serpina10a). Gene Ontology annotation, biological process: negative regulation of endopeptidase activity; blood coagulation. Lineage: Eukaryota; Metazoa; Chordata; Actinopteri; Siluriformes; Pangasiidae. Bases 325 to 1500 code for a protein of 391 amino acids. The transcript has 5 exons. Gene Ontology annotation, molecular function: serine-type endopeptidase inhibitor activity. The record is from RefSeq and is a predicted model, not a curated record.